This is a messenger RNA of Lachancea nothofagi CBS 11611, 2121 nucleotides long. Lineage: Eukaryota; Fungi; Ascomycota; Saccharomycetes; Saccharomycetales; Saccharomycetaceae. The record is from the annotation of a GenBank genome assembly.
AUGCUUCGGUUCAUUGUGUCUAUCAACAACACAUCCGAUGGUCCGUGCGACUUCCGAAUAAUGGAUUACGAGAAUGGGGUACUCAAAACUAAACAAAUGUACCUUAGGCAGUCGCGAGACUCUAUCGAAGAAAUCACGGCAUUAUGUUACCUAAAACCUGGGCAAAAUUGGGAUUUUGAUACCAGCAUUCAGAGCACAGACCAAAAUGAUACUUCCGACUAUUUACUUGUGGGUCGUGGUGACGGUUUUAUCGAAGUCUUCACAGAUGUACAGGCCAAAUCAACAAAAAAUUCCGUCCUUGAACCGAGUUGGGUUUUGACAUGUGGCGUUGCGCCAGAGAAUUUUGAGACGGAUGGCCAAUCGCCAGUUUUGACAAUUGAAUAUAGUUGCGGACUACUGUACUGCGUCGCGGAAAGUGGGCUAGUGAGUGUUUUCAUCUUGAAUUUGCCCAGAAAUUACAUCAAAACGGAAUGUGUUAUAAACGCUAAAGAUCUUGAUGACAAGCACUGCCCUAAACCAUUUUCAACACCAAACAGUGAAGGACAGCCUGUCGAAGACGCUAAGUUUUUGAAGGAAAUCGAGUUCUCGGGCAGAACGCAACAUAAACACAUCUUCAACUUUUUAGCACCUGCUCAUGGCAAGUACCGGGAUUAUCAAGCGGAAAUAUACGCCGACGUUCCAUGCUUUCAACCUUCUUUUUCGUUUGAAUUAGGUUCAGGUAUCACUUACUUUCGUAUUAAUCCGAUCAACGUUUUGAGCUUCAUAGCGACUGGACCAAGUAUCGGGCUAAAAAUUCACAAGAUAAUUAUCACAAAUGCGUACCUCAUAUACUUAAAUUACUUGAAGUGUUCCAUUGAAAACGCUUCUGGAUCAGCCCAGGCAGAUUAUUGGAAAAUGUGUGGCCUAACAGAUUGUGGCAACGAAGAGACUGACCCCUCUAUUGAGUGGGAUCUAUUGCGCACGAUCUUCAAAGCACAGUUGUCUAACUGCAGCAUAUUUGAACAAGAAGAAGUAUUUAACUCAAAUCUGAGGGCAAGGGGUGGAGUACCGGAGCUAAAAUAUUAUACCUGCUGGAAACAAAAAUCUUCAUCUCACUACAGAGACAAUAACGACGUCGUGAAGUGCCCAGGGGACGACAUAAGCGGUGCAUCCAGUGGUUGUAAAAUCUUAAGAAACGCGUUAGUGCAGCCUGGGAGGAAAAUCUGUCGCAAUCAACGCUCUUGGAGGACGUUUUUGAAAAAUGAUGACGCAGCCGCGCCGAGAAAUAGAAAAUCUCGAUUCUCCUGCGAUUCGUGCAUUGAUCAAAAGCGUUUAGAUGCGAAUUUCUUUCCGACAGCUUUCGAGUUUGCCAAUUCAAAUCCCGAAGAUGGAACCUACGGGGAUGCUACUGAAGAAUCUGCGAUUAGUAGAGAAGAAAAAGCUUCUUCGAAUUCAUUUCUAACAGUUGCAUACCACAAUUUCGAGAUUUUGGCAGUCAACAAAUGUCUCACGUUUACAGCACAUCGUCCCAAAUUUGGAGCAAACCCUUACUUGGAAAUCAUACGUUUUCGCGAUGCAGAGUCGCUUGCGACCACAGAACCGCAAAUAGAAAACAUGGGUGUUUCCCACAACAUCUCACAAAACUCUUUUCCAUUUCAACGCGUGUUCGUAAUUGAUGAAUCAUUAUGUCUCUUUCUAAACGCCGAUGGUUUGGUGUUAGUGGAUCGAAUUAGGUUAAGAAACUUGGAUAUUGACACACAAAACAGCUUUGAGUUCAUCAAAGUUAUAGAUUUCUACUUGGGGCUGGUUAAGGAUGCGACGAUAUUGAUAAAAGAAUGUCGCGCUUGCCAAGGGUGCGGUAAAUGUCAAGGAGACGUUUCACUAAGUGUUGAGAUUGUCGCUACUUGUGAGACAGGUCAUAUUUUACUACUGGGCGCAGAAUUUUAUAUGCACAGCAGGCUCGGUAGACUUCAGGUAUUGGAUUGCUUAUUUCUAACGUUGCCAAAAAGGAAAUUGGGCAAAUUGUGUUUGAUGGGACAAUUAGAUGCCCCUACAAGGAAAAGGCAUACCGAAUCCAAAGAGGAUACUGCUUUGAUCAAAAGGGCUAGGAGGGCCGACCACCGCAGAAAUAGUAACAGCUAA